This is a messenger RNA of Phymastichus coffea, 2799 nucleotides long. Its product is annotated as neprilysin-like. The transcript has 17 exons. The coding region runs from base 411 to 2546 and encodes 711 amino acids. Gene Ontology annotation, cellular component: plasma membrane. Gene Ontology annotation, biological process: protein processing. NCBI's taxonomy places the organism in Eukaryota, Metazoa, Arthropoda, Insecta, Hymenoptera, Eulophidae. Gene Ontology annotation, molecular function: metalloendopeptidase activity. The record is from RefSeq and is a predicted model, not a curated record.
GUUUUUGUAUUAAUAGAAUAGUGCGAUAAUGACGACGACGAUCGUUAGGAUUGCUCUGUUUAUCGCGACCACCACGGUCCUUGGCGAGGCCUCACUUUAUUCAUCGUCCCUUACUGCUUCGUCGACAGGUGCUUUUGUCGAGAGUGGGUGUCGUUCGGGGAUGAUUUCUUUAGAAUGCCGAUAGCUUUGUUUAGUGCUUGCUCGAAUGACGGUUGUCAGCGAGUCAAGUUUGCUUUAAACCAACGAUUUAGAGCACACAGUGUUGUUAAUUUUCCAAAUGCAGCAGCUCGAUCGAAGGAAGCAAUCAGCGAGAAGUAAUAACUUAUUCGUAAAUCGUUGCCGCGAGUUGGAAAUUCUCAAAGCUAAGGACCGGUUUCAAUGGAAACUUGAGGUUAUUCUUAUCACUCGCAAUGCAGCAAGUACCUAAUCGUACAUUGACAAAUGUUAAACUAAUUCGAGACUUCAAAGUUGGCUCGCUCUCAAUCGAUCGCUUGCAAAAAAGCGACGAAAUAUCGUUGCCUUGGCUAAAAACCCACCGAACAUCCAAUUACAGUAAUGUGAAUAUGAAUCCAUGCGAGAACUUUUACACGUACGCGUGCGAGAGCCAGUACAAAAAGCCAGAUGGCUCGAUAUCGGGUUUCAGAUCUCUCGUCGCCGAGGCCCAAGACAACGUCAUUGCCAAAUUGAAAGCUAUCUUAGAGGACGACGAUUUCCCAAACGUUUAUUCAAUCAAGAUCGCCAGGAGCUUUUACUCGGCUUGUAUGGACACAGAGCAAAUCGACGCGCAAGGUGUGAAGCCAAUCUGGUCGAUACUAAAGGAGCUUCGCGGCUGGCCGAUAACCAGGAAAUAUUCCGAGAGCGACAGCAUCGCUAACUGGCAGGACUUGCACUCGUUCUACGGCAAGAUCAACGUGUUCCCCCUGUUCGAGAUUUCCGUCAACAACGACGCUCUGCGCCGCACACACAGCAUCCUGUUACGCCAGCCAAAGACGAUUAUCCGAGAGCCAUUUCUCUAUCAAGCGAAGACGUUCUACAAGUACGUGGAUUACAUCAAGACAGUGGCCAUGACGGUCGCCAAUGCGAGCGACUCGGCGGUGUCGGAGGACGAAGUUACUGCGCAGGCUAAGCAGAUCGCCGCGUUCGAGGCUGAAUUGUCGAAAAUGCUGGAGGCGAACGAUCGAUUGGAGCUUUACAAGCCAACGUUUCUUCAAAAGUUGCAGAACACCACGAAUUAUUUACUGAGGAAUCGAGAUUACACUUGGAAUUGGACCGAGAUCAUCAACGCAGUUUACCACGCUAAAUUGGUGCAUUACAACGACGCCGUGGACAUCGCGACGUACAGCUACUUUCCGCGGUUGGUGGAGCUCUUGCACAGAAUACCAAUGCGGACAGUGGUUAAUUACAUACACUGGAAAUUCGUGCACGUGCAUCUGCCGCACACGAGCACCGACAUGCGGACUUUGUUCUUCGGCAUGAAGAAUUUUAUGUGCGAGCCCGUGAAGAAUGUGUCGAGAUGGAAAUUUUGUGGCUUCGAGCCGUCGCUUGAUCCUGUAUUGUCUUACGCUUUCGCGAAGAAAUAUACAUCGGCGAAGACUGACAAAGCUGUACAGCGUGUUUUGAACGAUGUGAAACAAGCGACGUUGAGGAAGAUUAAACGUUCGUUUUUACUGAACGAGGAUGAGAAAAGAAUAGCCGAGCGCAAAGUAUUGAGCAUGAAUUUCGUCCUUGGCGUUCCAGAGCCGUUCAAGAAUUUAUCCGUAGUCAACGGUUAUUACAAAAAGUUGACGAUUUCGAAGAAUUAUUUCGACAGCGUGCUGACUUUACGCAAAUUUUUUAAAAUCAAAGAGUUGGAUGUGAUCGUUGAUGGCAAACGCACGUUCUCGGCUAACAAUAAUUUUUUGAGGAUCGCUACCAUCAGCAGUCUCGGCUCGGCUUAUGAAUUUUUCGAUAAUCGCGUUCUGAUCAAAGCUGAAAAUCUCAUGCCUCCAUUGUUCGAUGCUGACUAUCCCGAGUACAAAAAGUACGGCAUAUUGGGCUUCAUAAUUGCCUACGAAAUAAUGCACGCGUUCAAUGAUGCAGACUCGAUUGGAGGCACCAAAUCACGUGGGGAUUUGUACUCCGAGGAAACCAAGUUAAAGUACUGGAAUAAAAUGGAGUGUUUUAUCAAUCAAUACGACAACUACUACAUUCCGGAUCCAUUCGACUCACAGAAACACGUCUAUGUCGACGGCGACAGAUCAGCAAUGGAAAACAUGGCAGACUCGGCGGCAAUUCAAAUAUCGUUCCAAGCUUUUCUCGACAGAGCGCGAAAACUCGGAGUCUCGUCAUUGGAGGACGACGAGGACUUUUUCGCCUCGUUCGCUGCGCUACUCUGCAGACCCGAGCUGGAGGAAUUUUAUUUGAGCCGUUUCAACUUGGCAUUACGAACUUUGCCGCGAUUCCGUGUCAUUGGAUCUCUAUCGAAUACUAAUGAAUUCGCUAAAACGUUUUCCUGCUCCAGCGGCGCCCGAAUGAAUCCCGAAAUAAAGUGUAACUUUUGGAAUUGAAUGCCGCCACCGAAGCGAACUCUUCUAUCCUAUCUACCCUCCCUUCGACGAAUUCAUCUUCUUUCUCUUGAAUGCCUCGAUCAAAAAUUAAUAUUUCUAUCGAGGACCGAUUGUACGCAGCUUUCCAGCGACCAACGUGCAUGUGAUUGCUGAAUAGGCGUUAUUGGAAAUUAAUUGUAAUAUAGACAAUUGGCUGAUUGGAAAAAUCUGAAAAUAUAUUUUACCACCGUGCACUCUAGGACUGAAAAUAAAA